Messenger RNA from Nematolebias whitei (Rio pearlfish), 1783 nucleotides. RefSeq names its product dynactin 2 (p50) (gene dctn2). The record is from RefSeq and is a predicted model, not a curated record. The transcript is spliced from 15 exons. Gene Ontology annotation, biological process: mitotic spindle organization. The coding region runs from base 152 to 1372 and encodes 406 amino acids. Lineage: Eukaryota; Metazoa; Chordata; Actinopteri; Cyprinodontiformes; Rivulidae. Gene Ontology annotation, cellular component: centrosome; cytoplasm; dynactin complex.
ACCCUGCAAAUCUCCGCCGGCUGAGUGUGCUGGCCCGUCCAUCGUUAGCUUUGUCCUUAUCCCACACGGCGCAUCGAUAAUUUGGAUAUUUUUUAGAACGCCGUUGUAUUUUAUUGUGUUUUGUUUAUCGUAUUAUUGCUUCCCGUUGACAAUGGCUGAUCCUAAAUACGCAAACUUACCUGGAAUUGCUUUUAACGAGCCAGACGUGUACGAGACGGGAGACCUUCCGGAGGAUGACCAGGCUCAGUUUGAGUCGGAGCUGGAGGAGCUUUGCAGCGACAGUGUGGAGAGGAUUGUUGUCAACCCCAAUGCAGCAUAUGACAAGUUCAAAGACAAACAUGUCAGCACCAAGGGACUUGACUUCUCAGACAAAAUCAGUAGAAGUAGAAGGACGGGCUACGAGUCAGGAGAAUUUGAAAUUCUUGGAGAAGGUUGUGGCGUGAAGGAGACGCCUCAGCAGAAGUAUCAGCGGCUUGUUAAUGAGAUCCAAGAACUCAUUCAGGAUGUGGACACCAUCCAGGCUGCUGCAAAAGAGAGUACUUCAGAGGAGCGCCUCACUCCGGUGGUUCUUGCCCAGCAGGCGGCGCAGCUCAAACAGCAGCUGGUGUCCGCUCAUCUGGAUUCACUGCUGGGGCCACAGGCUCACAUCAAUCUGGCUGAUCCAGAUGGAGCACUAGCCAGGCGUCUGCUCACCCAGCUGGAGGUGGCUAAGAGCAGCCGUGGCAGCUCUGCAGUAGAUGUCAAACCCACUUCUUCAACAAAAGGUCCAGAUGGAGUGGUGCUCUAUGAGUUACACAGCAGACCAGAGCAGGAAAAAUUCAACGAGUCUGCCAAGAUGGCAGAACUGGAGAAGCGUCUGGCUCAGUUGGAGUUGGCUGUUGGCUCAGGAUCAGACAAGCAGGGACCUUUGAAUGCUGGUGUACAAGGAGCCAGUUUGAUGGACACCAUCGAGCUCCUGCAGGCGAGAGUCAGUGCACUGGACUCUGCUACUCUGGAUCAAGUGGAGGCAAGACUGCAGAGUGUCCUUGGGAAGAUGAAUGAGAUUGCAAAACACAAGUCAGCGAUUGAAGAUGCUGAAACACAAAACAAGGUGUCGCAGCUGUACGACGUGGUGCAGAAGUGGGACGCUGUGUCCACUUCUGUACCUCAGGUGGUGCAGAGGCUCGUCGCUGUGAAGGAGCUGCAUGAGCAAGCCAUGCAGUUUGGCCAGCUGCUGACUCACCUGGACACAACUCAGCAGAUGAUCAACAACUCUCUGAAAGACAACACCACUCUGCUAACACAGGUCCAGCAGACGAUGAAGGAAAAUCUGGUGGCUAUUGAAGAGAACUUUACAGCACUUGAUCAGAGGAUGAAGAUGAUUUCAAAAUAAAUGUUUGCAAUUUCAAUCGCUCCAGAAGAGACGAAAAUACGGACAUUAAUAUUUGGUUGGAGAGCACAGAUGGAAGCGGUGUGGGGUGCAGCCUUGUCCUUUCUGGAAGUCCCUCUCUUGCUCUCGACUUCUGCCUCAGCCUUUUUUCACUAAGUGGGAUGUUAGAAAGUUGAGAAGAUGGAAAAACAAAAAGGAGACCAAAUGUUUGUUAAAAUGUCCAAUUUAUAUUCCUCUUCCUUUCACUUGCAUCAAACUGAUAUUUAAAAAUGUCUGUGAUUCUCUACAUGAAUGACACUGAUUGCUGUCCCUUGUUGGGGCUCGUCAAGUUUUAGAUUGGACUCUUUAAUUUUAUUGACAUAGGAAAUCAUUCCAUUCCUUUUGGAGAUGUACACUAAAGGUGAAUUUGUACUU